AUUAAUUUUGCGGCAGCACCGCUCAUGCCGAGGCUCUAAUCGAGCGCAUCACGCGGUUGCGUAGGCUCAGCAGCGCGUGCGGGACAGCAUCGAUCACCGGCGUCGCGCCUGAAUCGAAAUUGUUGACUGAAACGAGUGCCCAGGAGCUCAAAUCAGGAGGGUCAGUCACAGCGGUUGCGCGCGAAUACGAAUGGCCACCAUCGACCUCACACUCUCGGACGACGAGACGCAGCGCCCGCCGGCGCCGGCGCCGGCCGCGCCGCCGCCGCGGCGCCGGAAACGCGACGUCCUCGACAGCAGCUCCUCGGACGGCGAGGCGCCGGCGCCGGCCCCGGCUGCGCCGAGACGUAAAAAACGCGACGUCCUCGACAGCAGCGACGACGACGAGGCCGCGCCCGCGCCCGCGCCGGACGACGAGGCCGCGGCGACGGCGCGCGCCGCCGCGAACCUGAAGCGCGCCCUCGCCAAGCCCCAGGACCUCACGCUCUCGUCCGACGACGAAGAGCAGCAGCCGAAAAAGAAGCCGAAGACGGCCGAGCCCGCCGAGCCCGAGAACGUCGUGAGCCGCAAGACCGUCGAGGGGGCGAUUACGGCGGCCGCGAAGUGGCGCGGCGCCCACACGCGUAUUUCCGGAGGCGACGACGUCGACGAGGACGAGGACGUCGCGAAGGCCAGGCGGUUGAUGAGAACGACGCAGUCUUAUGAAGAUGUCGAGUUCCCCGCAUCGAUCCGGUCCCUGAAGGGCAACGAGCACGAGCAGCCGCCGCCUCCCUCAGAUCCGUCGCAGCCGCCGUCGUGCUCCUGCGGCCAUCGAGCCGGGAAGUCCACCGUAAAAAAGGAGGAUUCGGAGAACAAAGGACGGCCCUACUGGCAUUGCGCGAAUCGUAGGUGUGGUUUAUUCCAGUGGGCCGACCGCCCGCCGCCGAAGCCGCUGACCUGGGCGCGCAUGGACGCGAGCGUGCCCGUCGUGACGGACGCCGGUUUUUCUGCGGAUGACCUCGCCCAGGGCGGUUUAGGGGACUGCUGGUUCCUCGCGGCGUUGUCCGUGGUGGCCGAGCGCCACGAUUUGAUUGCGCGGUUAUUUGUGGAGACACCUAGGAACUCAAGUGGAGCGUACGCUUUGAGACUGUUCAUGGACGGCCUCUGGACGACUGUGGUCGUAGACGACCGCCUGCCGUGUACCGAGAAACCUCGACGAGAAAAUAUGGUCGCGGACGUCCGAAGAGCACCACUCAUCAACGCGUCCAAGGCGGCGCGCUUAGCUUAUGUACGUUCUAGAUGCGCCCAGACCGAAAGAAUGACGAACGUGCCGACGCCGACGCUCUGGGCCUCGCUCAUCGAAAAGGCCUACGCCAAAGCACAUGGGUCCUACCAAAGUAUCUCGGGAGGCCAAAUCGCCGAAGCGUUGCUGGACCUGACGGGCUGCCCGACGUUCGCCAUGAAUCUGGGCGACCGCGAUUUUGAUUCGGAGAAGCUGUGGCGGAACCUCGUGAAGUGGAAACGACUCAGCUACCCGAUGGGCUGCGCUACCGAUCCGGUACCUGAUUUGAGAGAAGUCGGGUUAUGUGGCAGUCACGCUUAUAGCAUAGUGGAUUGUAGGACCGUGCGGUACCGGGGCAACGACGAGCGGUUACUGCGGAUUAGGAACCCGCACGGCGUGGGGGAAUGGAACGGCGACUGGAGCGACCAGAGCGACAAGUGGAACGAGGUGUUUCGGACGGAGCCGGGCAUGGUCCGUCCAACUAGAGAUAAUGAUGGUACCUUCUGGAUGGAUUAUACGCACUUUCUGAUGGGGUUCUCGCGGGUGGACGUCUGUGCGGCGCCUCCACAGGUGAACGCUCGUUCAUUUGGGAACAGCUUCCCUCCGAAGAAAGCUGCUUGGAGAGUGGGAGCGUGUUUUUAUAGAGUUAGGGGCGAGGGUGAUGUGUUUGUGACGGCCCUGCAACCAACUAAAAGAGGUGCCUGGUGCCGCGCGGACCGCAAGAAAUCCUAUAGACCGGGCGACGUGCAGGUCGUGGCGUACGAUCUGCGGACGAAGAAGGUGCUCGGGGCUUUAUUAAGGGGCGCGGACGUCUACGACCGGGGCGCGUUGGCGGUCAAUCUCCGAGGCAAGGACGUCCUCAUCUAUGUUUAUGCCUUGGGCGCGAACCCGGCGGCGGCGGAGACGCGGGCCGCGCAGCCGUUCCGCGUGAGGUUCGUCUCCGUGGACGGCCCGCUACAAGUCGAGGAGCUCGAUUUUGAGAGUAAGCGCCACGGGGCGAUGGCGUUGGAGGUGUUACAUGGUGCCCUCACACGCCCGAAGGAGCGUACAGACGAUUUACUGUUCGCGGCGGCGCGCGCGCCGUCGCUCAACGUCGUCAAAUCGCAAAACGGCGCGACGUGCGCGACGACGCAGGGCGAGGGCCUGGUCGUCGUCACGAUCGUCAACGAAAGCGACCAGUACAAGACGGCCGCCGUCGUCUGCUACUGCAAAAGCGCCCAGGCGCGGUCCGUCGACGGCGUGCUCGAGAACGUGAAGGAUCGGGCCGACGCGUACUACGAGCGGUUGAAGGCCUUGACGCCGAAGCCCGACCCGCGGGCGCCGCCGCAGCGGGGCCCGCGCUUCCCGGCGAAGUGGAAGGCCUUUGUCGCGACGGCGGACCUGCCGCCCCGCAGUCGGCGCGUCGCGCUGGCCGUCGUGCGGUCCGGGAGCCAGUACGAGCUCGGGGACAUCGAUUGUGCUUUUUAUGAUGCGGCGCCGCCCACAAAAAAGGGCCAGCAGCGCAUCGACGCCUUCGUGGGCGCGUCGAAGUCGCGCACGGCGCUGGAUGCGGACGGCCUCUUCGCGGCGGUGGCGCUGCCCGAGGGCUACACCGGGGCCGUGCCCGCCGCCGACGAUGAUUUGGAGGAGGCGCUGCGGCGGUCUCAGCGUGAUAAUGUGGAGCACGACGACCUCGAGGACCUCGCCGAGGCCAUUCGGCGGUCGCGCGACCGCGACGACGACCUCGCGGAAGCGCUGCGCCGGUCGCGCGAGGACGCGGCGCCCCGGGAUCCGGACGCCGAGCUCGCCGAGGCGCUGCGGCGGUCGCGCGAGGACGCGGCGCCGCCCCGUCGGGACGUGGUCAAGACGGACCGCGACCACCCGAUCGUCCUCGACGACAGCCAGGAGGAGGUCGGGCCGAUCGUGUUGGACGAGUCCCAGGAGGACGCCGCGCCGGCGCGGCCGUCGGCGGAGGAGGUCCGCGCGGCGCGGCUGGCGCGGCUGGGGUAA
Messenger RNA from Pelagomonas calceolata, 3250 nucleotides. NCBI's taxonomy places the organism in Eukaryota, Pelagophyceae, Pelagomonadales, Pelagomonadaceae. The record is from the annotation of a GenBank genome assembly.